This is a messenger RNA of Durio zibethinus, 651 nucleotides long. RefSeq lists its product as uncharacterized. The record is from RefSeq and is a predicted model, not a curated record. Lineage: Eukaryota; Viridiplantae; Streptophyta; Magnoliopsida; Malvales; Malvaceae.
AUGUCGCAGACGUGGAUUUCCAAGGGUGAGUAUGAUGAAUCUGGUCCUGCUAUUGUUCACCGGAAGUUGGGACUGACCCAUAAUCUGUUCAAUAUACAAAAUAUAAAUGAAGACACGAUAAUUUGCGUUAAUAUAAAGAGAAAGAGAGAAAUUAAGGUUCUCUCCUUCUUUUUGGAAUUAAUUUUAGAGAUUGAUCAAACCGACAUGGGUGCUUGCGCUAGUGUGCCAAAGGAAAUGAGGGGUAAAGCCUCGGCUGCGCCACCUCCUGAACCCGCCAAGGAGGAAUCUGUUCAGGCUGAGCAGCACACCACUGAGGAAGUGAUCAAGGUUGAGAAAGAGGAAAACAAGGCUGAUGAGGUUGAUGAAACCAAACAACAAUCUCUUGGUUCUUUGCUUGUUGAACCUGAAAAGACUGAGGGAAAGAAGGAACCAAAUGAGACCCAGCAGCCCCAAGUAGAAGCGCCAGCAGAGCCAAAGAAAGAAGAAUCAAAAGAAGAGCCAGAAGCAAGGAAUGAAGAAGUCAAGGUAGAGCCAAAGAAAGAAGAACCAAAAACUGAGGCACCGGCUGUCCCAAAGGUGAUCGAGGAACAGAAGGAAAAGAAGACAGAAGCAAAGGAAACUCAAAAGAGACAAAGACUUGGCGUUUUUUAG